UCGGUCAGUUACGCGAGUACCAGCGAGCGUUCCGCGUGUCUCCCGUUUCCCUCUCGCAAGUGUCGCGAUAAGCGCCUCGCAUCUAUCGGAACCGCGAACGAACGCGCGAUUCGCAUUUGCUCGGCUCGUGUUCAGUGCGAAAUUCAGUGCAACAUCGAAACCAAAGGAUACCGAACUAGGAGUAAUGUUCCCGACGACGGCUAGCAUGCUCAGCCACUGAGCCGCUACUUUUUUCUCGAGAAGAUUGCAGCGCCUGACAGCGCGGCGGGGCGGCCCCAAUGCCGGUCAGGAAGGGCCUCCUCGCCCCACAAAAUACGUUCUUAGAUACGAUCGCGACCCGCUUCGAUGGAACCCACAGCAACUUUGUGCUGGGAAAUGCGCAGGUUCCGGCUCUCUACCCGAUCGUUUAUUGCUCCGACGGAUUCUGCGAGCUGACAGGAUUCGCGCGAGCGCAGAUCAUGCAGAAAGGUUGCGCUUGCAAAUUCCUUUAUGGCCCGGAAACGAAGGAAGAAAAAAGGGCGAUGAUCGAGAAGAGCCUCGAGAGCAAGACGGAGCUGAAGACCGACGUCGUGUUUUACAAGAAGAACGGAACUACAUUCGAUUGCUUGGUCGACAUUGUCCCGAUCAAAAACGAAAAGGGCGACGUCGUACUGUUUCUGGCCUCGCACAAAGAUAACACCGACAGGAAGAACCAUCAGUCGAGUGAGAGUGAGUUGCUCGAUAGUGAUGCAAAUGGCGGUCUCGAUCCAGAGGCACCGCCGGCUAAUUACGGCCGGAGAAGGAGUCGCGCCAUACUCUAUCAACUGUCGGGCCAUUAUAAGCAGGACAAUAAGCACAAACAUAAGUUGAACAGUAAUCUCCUGAACCCUACCGACGCACCGCUGCCGGAAUACAAAACGACGGUCAUUAAAAAAUCUCAAUUCAUCUUGAGUCACUACGGCGGGUUCAAGUCUUGCUGGGAUUGGCUGAUACUACUCGCGACCUUUUACGUGGCCAUAGUGGUCCCGUUUAACGCUAGUUUCAUUAACACCGAUAGGCCUACGAUGGUCAGCGAUGUCGUCGUCGAGGCCCUCUUCAUAAUCGAUAUCGUUCUGAACUUUCGUACGACGUACGUAAGCAGGAAGGGAGAAGUGGUCAGCAACAGUAAAAGUAUAGCGGUCAACUAUGUGAAGGGUUGGUUUAUCGUCGAUCUAGUCGCAGCUUUACCCUUUGAUUUCCUUUACGCCUCGGACGUGUACAGUGGCGAGGAAUCGGGACAUGGUAACAUACAUUUAGUAAAGUUAACAAGAUUGCUAAGGCUUGCGCGGUUGCUUCAAAAGAUGGAUAGAUAUUCGCAAUAUAGCGCCGUAAUUUUGACAAUGUUAAUGCUCCUUUUUAUCCUGUUGGCACAUUGGAUGGCCUGCGUUUGGUUCGUAAUCGCGGAAAAAGAAAGACUGAAAAACGACAGUGACUGGGAUCUCGGUUGGAUUCACACGCUCGCUGAGAGGCUAAAGAUUUCCGUGCAAAAUGUAACUCACGCGGAAAGUUACAUCACAGCAUUAUAUUUCACUUGUAGCAGCUUAACGUCGGUGGGAUUUGGCAACGUGUCGGCGAACACGUUCUCCGAAAAGUUAUUCUCCAUUUGCGCGAUGCUUGUUGGCGCUCUGAUGCAUGCUGUGGUGUUCGGUAACGUGACGGCGAUCAUUCAAAGAAUUUACUCUAGGAGAUCGCUGUAUCAGACAAAAUUGCGGGAUCUCAAGGAUUUUUUCAUAUUGCAUCAGAUCCCCGAAGAACUGAAACAGCGAAUGCAAGACUAUUUCCAGACCAUGUGGUCCCUGAACCAUGGUAUCGAUGUACACGAGACCCUCGAACAAUUCCCUGAGGAACUCAGAGGAGACGUUUCGAUGCAUUUGCAUCGCGAGAUUUUGAAUUUACCGAUAUUCGAGACCGCCUCGCAGGGCUGUCUGAAACUGCUCUCCCUGCGUAUUAGGAAUAACUUCUGCGCUCCCGGCGAAUAUCUGGUCCACAAAGGGGACGCGCUCUCUUAUAUUUAUUAUUUGUGCAACGGCUCCAUGGAAGUCGUGCAGAACGACAUGGUCGUUGCGAUUUUAGGAAAAGGUGACUUGGUGGGUUGCGACAUAAACGUGCAUCUGCAUCACGGUAGUAACGGGGGUGGAACAGGUGGUUCCGGUUCCGCGGACGUUGUGGUCAAAUCGAGCUGCGACGUGAAAGCGCUAACUUAUUGCGAUCUAAAAUGCAUACACAUGCAGGGCUUGGUCGAAGUUUUGCGUCUGUACCCGGAGUAUCAGCACGAAUUUGCGCACGACAUACAGCACGACCUUACGUACAACAUACGGGAGGGAUACGAGGCUGAGCAAGAAUCGGAUAUGAACGGACCCUCUCUGACCCUACCAUCGAUCAGCGAGGACGAUGAGAACGUACCCGACGAAGGGGAAACUUCGCCCUUAUCACCGCCGAACAAAUCACCCUUACAUACAUCUUCGAGUCCACGGCACGCCAAGUUUAGAGAAGAGUAUCGCGACGGAAGGAGACCAGGCAGAGGUGUCCUGGCGAGAAGCAGAGCGGCUCAGGUGAUCGCCCAAGAAUCGAUGGAAGAACAUAUCAGAGGGUCGGUGGAGAGACUCGAUUCGCAGGUUUCCACUUUGCAUCAGGAUGUGGUUACUUUAAGUUCCGAGGUGAAGAACGCGAUCCAAGCCCUACAAAAUCUAGCGUACUCGCCGCAGAGCAAUCCCAACUUGCCGAUGCCCGCGGCUCGCGGGAGCGGAGUUUUAGCGAGAAGCUCGUCCCAUCCGCCGGAUGCCGUGUGUUGGAACCCCUCCGUUACGUGGAUGAGCGACGGAUCAACGCAAACCGCCGACUGGCCUGCAGAACUCUUCGAAUCCUGGGUGAGGACGAAUCCCCAACGAGUUCUGAGGAUUCUCGAGCUCGAUCCAGACGUUCUUUCGAGACCGCCACCCUCGCCUACACCCUCGCCGUCCUCACCGCCGCCGCCACCGUACGAACCCCUAUCGCCUGUUGCUGGCACACCGCCACAUUCGCCGACACCGUCGCAAGGAAACGAAAAUUACGUUUUCGGCAACGGUCACGGAACUCGACACAUUCCUCCCCGUUCAUAUAGACGAACGAAUUCCACGUGGGAUCCGGAGAACAAAUCGCACAGAUUUAGCGCCGGCGACGCCGAGAACGUGUCCUUCUAUCAAGGGAUGAAUACCGUACGCGGUCUACCGGAAUCGCGAUCGUUAAAGUUCGAUCCGUUCGACAAAUGAACACAUUCGGCAAACAUAUCAGAGGAUCGCGAAGCGAGGGGCACGCGUGGCUUUACCGCACGGACACCGAAAUAGAAACGCGAGAUACAUGCACAGCGAACGGCCAUUGAAGCAGCAACGAGACGCGAAAUCAGCUAACCGACGCGUUUUAUCAGGCGUGUACUAAUACGUAGUUCGACGUCGUGGAAUCUCUAAGGUCUACCAAUUUUCUACGAAACAGAGGCAGCCAUAUUCUCAUUCGUUCGAUGGUCGCAGGCGAGGGCGUGGUCAAAAUUACUCCCUCGUUAACAUUGUUUAAUCGCGAUGCGCGAGUCGCCGCGACAGAGACUCUCUCCUCGUAUAAUACUAAUCCCUUAUUUUACGAAACGUUCGUACAAACUGUAAUGAUUUCGAUGAAAAAAAACGAGAAUGCCUUUGCUCCUUCGAUACGUUCGAACUUAUACAUUCGAUACCUUGCUGUCUGAUCCGAAUAAUCUCUAUACUCAGGCACGUGUACAAUCAAGAAUUCGAAUUUAGAACGCGACAAGCUGUUCGCGCGACUUUUUUCACGACUAACUGAUUUUACCUAACCGACGAUCGACGUUACGGUCGUUUUUAUAUGGAACCCGUUUUUUAUCACCGACCCGUUCCGAUGUGAAUAAAUACUUGGAAUUCGAAUAUCGAUGUAAAUACGCAUUGGGAACCUAUUUUUCUUCGGAAGAACUUCGCUUGUAUCAUUCCAUGUAUGUACGUGUUGCUGUGAUUAAUUAAAUCUAGUUAGCGAGACGAUUCCGUUCGAGUUAUAUCGCGACGUGUUAUCCAAACCGGUGUAUACUUAAUCGUCUUCUUUUGCGGCGAAUUUGCUGUACGCGGAUCAGCGAAAUGCGUUCGAGAAGAUUCGCACCGUUCUCGGGGGUUAACGGACGAACAGAUGAGAAGGGGAUGGCAAGAAGAUGGGGGCGGAGGGGGGAAAAAACGUGAAACGUUUCAUAUCACAGUCCUCUCUGAAACGGGAAGACUUUAAAAAAAUGGUACCGAAGGAAGGGAACUUUAAACUUUAGCGUAGCAAUAAUAUGCACACGAGAUUUCGAUGCAUCCACCGACGUCCAAAUUAAAAUACAUAUGUAAUAGUUACUGUAAAGUAGCCGUAAAGUUUUCUUCGAACGUGUACUUGUUGCAUUCAAAACCGUUGAUUUCAAGGUAGAUAAUACAAUACUGUCGUAUGUAUAGGGAGAUUGACCGAUCAAUUCGAAAUUAAUGUAUGAUAGUACGAUGUAACCGCGCGAGUGUAUAUCCCACUGUAAGUAAUUCUUGAACGGAUUUCAUGUAAAUAGUAUACAUACGUCGCUAUCGGAAAUAUGUGAUAAGGCACGGCUUUGGCCAUGCACGACAAUUGUAUUUGUUCAUCUUCCAUCGGAUAUUUGUGAAAGUCCCAUCCCGUGGCGAGGAUCAUGCGUAAAAACAGCUCAUUUUGAAGAACGCGAGACAUCGCGCGAUAUUAGUGACCACUUAACGAUCAUGAUAUUGAACGAAUAUUAUUAUUUAAACGGAGACCAAUAAUCAAUUAAGUAGACGUCAUCGUAGAACACGGAGAACGAAGUAAUACUUGUGAUCACGAUCGCAUGUUUUCACAAAUGCCAAUGGAAGCAGCUGUUUUAUAAAUAUUUCAUAUAUUUUGUUAUACUGUUUCUAUGCUCCUCACCUUUAUCGUUCAAGCUAAAACAUACAUACAUACAUACAUACAUACAUACUUACAUAUAUACAUAAAUACAUGCAUACUUACAUACAUACAUAAAUACAUAUAUACAUAAAUACAUACAUACAUAUAUUGUAACGUUGUCUAAUCUAUUUCACAUAUUCUACUACUUUUUACACUCUUCGAACAAUUAUAAUGGAAACAUUUGUCAUUUCGAUACGAAUACGCAGAGAAUGUCUAUAAGCACAAAAUACAAUACAAUUAAAUUUUAACACGUACUCGAGUACGCUGGAGAAACGUUGCAAGGAGAUUCCCCGAACAUUAAUUCGUCACUGUGUCGAGUACAGAAAUUUUA
Molecule: messenger RNA, 5296 nt
Organism: Nomia melanderi (Alkali bee)
Lineage: Eukaryota; Metazoa; Arthropoda; Insecta; Hymenoptera; Halictidae
Gene: Elk
Product: Eag-like K[+] channel
Biological process (GO): potassium ion transmembrane transport; regulation of membrane potential
Cellular component (GO): plasma membrane
Molecular function (GO): voltage-gated potassium channel activity
Source: RefSeq, a predicted model, not a curated record